CUCGGGGAAAGAAACCACCAACAGCCUACCGCCGAGGGGACGGCCAGGGCCAACAGUAAGCCCAGUCAAAGGCUCGCCAGGUUGGCGAGCUGCGUACAACGUUGACUUCGCGGCCAACUGGCAUGAGUGAGUCAUGGUGUGUCAUUUGGAUUGGGUCGUGAGAGAUGACGGUUUCAACGGCCUGGAACGGAGCCCACAAACGCGAUUUCCCUCCCGGGGUCAUGGGAGCUUGAUAUGGGCCCUUUCAGGCUACCUACUACGUACUAUUUGUUGUUGGCAGAGGGCCCUCUCGUUACUCCGUACGCUGAUUGCCAUCCUACCGGAGCUGAAGUAUACUUUCUGCCAUCCGAGCCAUCAAAUUGUCUGUUACAGGGGCAACGCAUUCAUUCUUUUAGUGUAGCCAAGCGUCCGGUGCUCACAGGGAUCUGCCGAGUGGAGAGGGGACCCUUUACCCUUCCCUUGGGCAAAAAGUCAAUUUGGGCGUGGGCACAGGUGCUACUAAUAAUAGCAACGAAAACCCAAGGGAAAGGAGCGGGCCAAAACUAUGCCAAAAUCUCAUGGGUGAGAGAGAAUGGGAGCCGUGUCAGCUCUCUCGUCCAUCGCGCUUGUCCGGAUCCGGGACGACCAGAGACGGAACCCCCUUCGGCUCACCUAAGCAGAGGAGGAAUAAGUGCCGGGAAUGAUGGGGGGGCGGGAUCCAAGCCUCUUGCGGCCAAGAUCUCACCGCCCACAACACCUCAAACCACUCGACAAAGCCCGUCCAACUCCUGCAUGUCAACUCUCUCUGGACAAGACCAGUGAUCAGCUUCAUGCUCAUGCUGCGGCAUCAUGUGUCUGUAUCAGCGGGCUGGCUUCCUGGGAGUCGACGUGACGUCGAGACGACUGAUCUACACGUCGGGCUU
This is a messenger RNA of Colletotrichum navitas, 902 nucleotides long. RefSeq lists its product as uncharacterized. The transcript has a single exon. The record is from RefSeq and is a predicted model, not a curated record. NCBI's taxonomy places the organism in Eukaryota, Fungi, Ascomycota, Sordariomycetes, Glomerellales, Glomerellaceae. Bases 235 to 801 code for a protein of 188 amino acids.